Colletotrichum truncatum is the source of this 630-nucleotide messenger RNA. RefSeq names its product enoyl-hydratase isomerase family protein. Lineage: Eukaryota; Fungi; Ascomycota; Sordariomycetes; Glomerellales; Glomerellaceae. The record is from RefSeq and is a predicted model, not a curated record. Gene Ontology annotation, molecular function: enoyl-CoA hydratase activity. Gene Ontology annotation, biological process: fatty acid beta-oxidation. Gene Ontology annotation, cellular component: mitochondrion.
AUGGAUUCCCUAGCCGACAUCGUCCAAGUCUGCCAUCUCACACGAGAGGUAGCCGUAGUGACUCUCAACUCCCCAUCCAAUCUCAACGCUCUCUCUCAGGCCCUUGUCGAUCAACUAUGCGCCAUCCUCCGUCGCCUCGAUGAUGCCAAAGAAGGUGUAGCAGCAAUUGUGCUGGCCGGGUGCUCAGCGGCCCGAUCCUUCUCGUCUGGGUUCGACAUCGCCGAGUUCGAAGAGCUGCUUCCAACCGACGCCAUCGCAAAGCUGAACAUGCUGCUUUCCACUGUCGAGGGGCUUUCCGUGCCGGUGAUCGCCGCGGUGUCCGGGAUCGCCUUUGGCGGCGGCUGCGAGUUGGCCUUGGCGUGCGACGUGAUCUAUACCACUGCCGAUGCGCGCUUCGCCCUCCCCGAGGUCAAGCUGGGUUUGAUACCAGCUGCUGGGGGUUUGCGGCUGUUGUCCAAGCUAGUCGGGCCGGGGAGAUCGGCAGAGCUGAUAUUGACGGGGCGGGAAUGGACUGGGAUAGAGGCGGAGACAUGGGGGAUCGCGACGAAAUGUUUUGAUGAUCGGGAUUCGUGUUUGGCGGUAAGUUUCCCAUUUACUUCAUUAUGGUGGCUUGCGGAGAUUGUGAUGUGA